Molecule: messenger RNA, 1210 nt
Organism: Salvia hispanica
Lineage: Eukaryota; Viridiplantae; Streptophyta; Magnoliopsida; Lamiales; Lamiaceae
Source: RefSeq, a predicted model, not a curated record
UCAAAUCCAUACAUCCUUAAAAAUAUCAAAAGAGAAACAAGAAAUUGACAAUGGCAUUGCAGAGUAGAGAGGCAGUUUCUAUGCUUGAGGGUGAUGGGAUUUGCAUCAGCAGAAUUCUUGCUAGAGAGUCUUCAGUGGGGCAAUCUUCACGUGUGUUUUAUCGAUCCAACGAAGGCGUUCCGUUUCGAUGGGAAAUGCAGCCAGGAACAGCAAAGAAUCCACAGCAAGAGGAGCAAGCUAUUCCCCCAAUUUGCCCCCCACCACUCAUGCAGUGCUUAGGCCUCCCUCUCCCCAAUCUCGAUGAGCCAGAGCCACCGCGGCUGAAAACCUCCAUGAUUUGGAGGCUGAAAAAAAGAAUCAUAAAGAAGGUGCGUGGUAUAAGAAACAAAGAGCAAGAGAGCUCUAGGUUCUCUUCAACCUCUGAUGUUUCCAUGGUCGAUUCUCCCUUCUGCUGCAGCCCUUGGAACUUUCCAGCCAUCCUGGAAGAAGGGAACACCAGAAUAUACUACUGCAACCUACACAAGAAUGCAUUCGCCGUGGAAGAAGGCGAUUUUUUUAUGAGCAGAAUUCUCUCCCAAGUUUCCGCACCGGAGCAGUUUUCCGGCCCGCUGCACGGCGAGGAUAUGGCGGCGGGCGUGCCGUUCGGAUGGGAGAUGCAUCCAGGCACGCCCAAGGAGGUGGGGGAGGACGAGCUCAUCCCGCCACCCAGCCCUCCGCCAGCAGCACAAAGCCUGUCACUGCCGCGGCCUGUGCCAGCUGGCGGAGAUAUGAAGACGAAGAGCUCGGCUUGGAAGAAGGCUUGGUUCUGGAUAAGGCGGCGCGGUGGGAAGACGGAAACAUUGAAAAUGCAGCAUGAGAUCAGCUUUAGGUAUAAUGAGAAAUGGGGUGUUGGUGAGGAUCUUUCUUCUUCUUCCUCUUUUUCUUCUUCUCUUCGGAAAACCUCGUCAGUUUCGUCGGUUGGGCCGCUGUCGAGAAGCGGCGGUUGGAGGGUGUCCAAGAUUAGGAGGAAUUUGGUGGGGAGAUUCGGGCCUUGGAAACGAAGAGAGUUGCUUGUUUUUGCCAGGAGAAAGUGGAACUCCUUGCUGUCUUAAUGCUUGUUUGGUAGCUUAGAUACGACCAAAAUAUAUGACCAAAAUAUAUGAGUUAUGUGAGCUUAUUUAACUGUUUGGUAAAGUCCAUCUUAUUCUAAUUAUCUUGUGUUAUUUUAACA